Molecule: messenger RNA, 153 nt
Organism: Penicillium salamii
Lineage: Eukaryota; Fungi; Ascomycota; Eurotiomycetes; Eurotiales; Aspergillaceae
Source: the annotation of a GenBank genome assembly
AUGCUAGGAUCAGAGCUAGUACGCCGUAGGGAUAAGAAAAUAUUAAAUAUCAAUUGCAUUCUCUUAGGUUGUAUUCACUUUGAUGAUGUGAUCGGCUUUUUAUCUCUUUCUUUGGCCCCCCGCUUUUUUUUUCUCUUUCUUCUUUACAACUGA